GAAGCUGCAGAAAGGGAAAAUGUCAUGAGUGAUCCCAAGGCCAUCAUGCCUGCAGCAUUUGUUUCUUUUAAAUCCCGAUGGGGAGCAGCUGUUUGUGCUCAAACUCAACAAACUAGUAAUCCUACUCUUUGGCUAACAGAAUGGGCUCCUGAACCGCGUGACGUAUAUUGGGACAAUCUUGCAAUACCGUUUGUUGAACUCAAUGUCCGAAGAUUGUUAAUGGCAGUUGCUCUAUUCUUUCUCACAUUUUUUUUCAUGAUCCCAAUUGCAUUUGUACAGUCCUUAGCAAGCAUAGAUGGCAUCGAAAAAGUUCUUCCAUUUCUGAAGCCAUUGAUAGAAGCAAAAGGUAUUAAGUCUAUCAUUCAAGGUUUUCUUCCUGGCAUUGCACUGAAGAUAUUUCUGAUUCUUCUCCCAACUAUUCUGAUGAUAAUGUCCAAGAUAGAAGGUUUUACAUCACUUUCAUAUCUGGACAGAAGAUCGGCGUCAAAGUAUCAUUUGUUCGUACUUGUCAAUGUCUUUUUCGGAAGCAUCAUUACAGGAGCAGCAUUUCAGCAGCUUCAUAAAUUUGCUAAUCAGGCCCCAUCAGAGAUCCCUAAAACCGUGGGUGUUGCCAUUCCUAUGAAAGCCACUUUCUUUAUUACUUAUAUUAUGGUUGAUGGUUGGGCUGGCAUUGCAGCAGAGAUCCUUAGAUUGGUUCCAUUAAUCAUGUUCCACCUCAAGAACACAUUCUUGGUAAAAACAGAGCAGGACAGGGAGCAGGCGAUGGAUCCUGGUUCUAUUAAUUUUUCCACAUCAGAACCUCGUAUACAGCUAUAUUUCCUACUGGGGCUUGUCUAUGCGCCAGUCACACCUAUUCUUUUACCUUUCAUAAUCGUCUUCUUUGCCUUUGCUUUUAUGGUUUUCCGCCAUCAGAUCAUCAAUGUGUAUGACCAAAAGUACGAAAGUGGGGCAAGAUUUUGGCCAGAUGUCCAUCGUCGUGUGAUUAUUGGUCUGAUAAUAUCACAAGUUCUACUGAUGGGGUUAUUAAGCACCAGAGGUGCUCCCAAAGCAACACCAUUGAUACUCGUACUUCCUGUCUUGACCAUCUGGUUUCAUCGAAUUUGCAAAGGGCGCUUUGAGUCUGCGUUCGUGAAAUUUCCAUUGCAGGAUGCGAUGGUGAAAGACACAUUAGAAAGAGCUACGGAGCCAAACUUAAACUUGAGAGCAUACCUGCAGGAUGCUUACAUACAUCCUGUCUUCAAAGGAAUGGAGUUUGAGAGACCACCAGCAAUUGAUGAGGAGGAAAAUAAUCCACUUGUUUCUACCAAGAGAAAUUCUCGAAAAAGUAGCAAAACAGAUGAUCAAUUUCAGGGAGGUGUCGUUUGAUCAGAUUUAUCUACAGAUGCAUGAAAUUUGUGCAAGAUUCUGUACUCAUUGUUUAGUUGUAUUUAUCCAUAAACCUGAGAAUCACAGAAGCUAUAAAAUUGCUAUAGGAAAUAUACUUACUUCCCAUCCAUGUUAUGAGAACCUUUUAAUUUCUAAAUCUAAAGCCUAUUGGCAUGCUAGAAAGGAGUUUAUUUUUUUAACUUUCUUAUGGCAGUUGUAAUAUUUAAUUCUUUAUAGUCUCGGUUUCUGUAAUCCACAAUGCCGAUAGUUCAGA
Messenger RNA from Olea europaea var. sylvestris, 1639 nucleotides. RefSeq names its product CSC1-like protein At4g02900. The annotation marks the transcript as partial. The record is from RefSeq and is a predicted model, not a curated record. Gene Ontology annotation, molecular function: calcium-activated cation channel activity. The transcript is spliced from 6 exons. NCBI's taxonomy places the organism in Eukaryota, Viridiplantae, Streptophyta, Magnoliopsida, Lamiales, Oleaceae. Gene Ontology annotation, cellular component: plasma membrane.